AUGAGGCUCCCAUUUGGAGGGAAAUGCUUGUGUUAUGCGGACGACACCCUGGUGCUGGUAUCCGGAGAAUCGCAUGAGGAGGCAAUUAUGGUAGCGGAAUACGCGGUGGUCAUGGUGAUUGAGGGCAUCCAGAGACUUGGAGGCCCAAGGGAAAAACGCAGGAGGCUAUAUGCGAGCGUCGUGGUCUCGGUGACCAUGUACGUGGCGCCCGUGUGGGAGGAUGUUGUAAUUUCGGAUAAGUGGAUUAUGGACAAAGUCUCGAGAAUAUUUAGGCGCGUUGCGCUGAGAGUGAUAGCGGGCUACCACACGCUGUCGCACCGGCAGCGGCAGUUCUGGGAAGCGUCAUACCCUUCGAUAUUCAGGCGUCGCGCUUCAAGAGGGUGUACAUACAUCGGGAUCAGGCGAAGAUUAGCAGAGAGAAGAGACCUUCCGCUGAACUGGAGGGAGGAUAUAAAACGGGCGGAAAGGGACAGAACAAUAGGGAGAUGGAAAGAUAGGUUGAUGGAAAUAGUCGAGGGUGCCCCGGGAUAUAGGUGCAUCGAGAGCCUCGAGUGUAGCGCCAAGCGUCCGUGUCUCACCGUCGGUCAUAGACAAUCCGCGGUGGCGAGGAUCGCGCGACUCGUGGGUGCGCGAACAGUGCUGAAACAACGGUUCGUGCACGUGGGUGGUGGUGGUGAUCGCGACGGAUCUCUCGUAUGGCGCGAGAUCGACGCCGCUUUCGCCAAUCGCGUUAUGACCGGUGCCGUUAUAAACUCCAGACAUAUCGAGCCGCGACAAUUCCUCGAAGACGCUAAAAGUGUAGUGCUCGAGCGUGUGCGGGGCGCUAUAGACAUACACGGGAGCGUGAAGGUGAACACCGCCUUCAACGACGAGUUCGUCGCGGGUGACAAACGCACAGUUAUGGGGAUAAACGUUAAAAACUGUGAACUGUAUCGGUGCACCGAUCUGCGCGAGUGGUACGCGUCGCGCGUUAUCGAGCCCACGCUGGCGUCGCUCGAUGAGCAUCAGGAGCGCGACAGCGGGUGGGCGCUCUCGCGUAUUCUGAACCUAACGGUCAAUGUGAAUAAACUCAAUCCCAUGCGCGCGGGGUGUUACGUUACAUUUCCGGAAAAAUUUAAAAGGAAGGAAGCGAUCAACGUGCGAUCCAUGGACAAUGCGUGCUUCGCGUGGGCGGUGGUCGCUGCUUUGUACCCCGCGAAAAGAAACACGGAACGUGAAUCGUCGUAUCCGCAUUAUUCGAAAGUGCUCAACUUCGCGGAUAUCGAGUUUCCGGUAACGCUCAAGGACGUUGCGAAAUUCGAGCGGUCGAACGAUAUCUCGAUCAACGUGUACGGCAUCGAGGACGGGAACGUCCUCCCUCUGCGGCUCACCGACUGCAAGAGGGACAGGCACGUCAAUUUAUUGUACGUGCAAGACGGCGACGGCCACUUCGUGUGGAUCAAAGAUCUCUCCCGCCUCGUAGGAUCGCAGAUUAACAAAAAGAAGAAUAGGAAAUACUUCUGCGACCGGUGCCUCCACUACUUCUCCUCCAGCGAGAAACUGGAGAGACACAGCGAGGAUUGCCAAAAGCUCAACACGUGCGCUAUCCGCCUGCCGUGCGUGGAGCAAAGGUGGCUCGAGUUCAGCAAGCACUCCAGGAAGGAGCGGGUGCCGUUUAUAGUGUACGCCGACCUGGAGUGCGUCUUGCGGAAAACCGAGGAUGCCGCAGCAUCAUCAGCGUCGUACGCGUACCAACGGCACAAAGCGUUCAGUAUAGCUUAUUACGUGCGGUGCUCGUACGACGACUCGUUGUCCGAGUACAGGUGUCGGCGGGGCGACGACUGCGUCAGUUGGUUCGCGAGCCAGCUAGAGGCUUUGGCGCAUCGCGUGAAGAACGCGCUGACGACCAACCUGCCCAUGGACUUUACGCGCGACGACUGGCGGCGAUUCGACAGCGCGACGCACUGCCACAUCUGCGAGAGGCCGUUCGCUCCGGGUGACGAGCGGGUGCGCGACCACUGCCACCUCACCGGGCGGUACCGCGGUCCGGCGCACAUGGGAUGCAACGUGAACUACAAGGACUCCCCGUACAUUCCGGUUGUGUUCCACAACCUGUCGGGGUACGACGCGCACUUCAUCGUACAGGAGAUAGCGACGCGAUUCCAGGGACAGGUGGAUCUACUUCCCCUGACCAAGGAGAAGUACAUCUCCUUCACGAAACAUGUGAAGGACACCAGUGACCCUAGUGACAAAGACUCGCGAAAGUGCGUGAAACUACGGUUUAUUGACUCUUACAAGUUUCUGAGUGCGGGUUUGGACAAAUUGGCGUCGUACCUCGACAAGGACAAACUGAAAAUAGUGCGUUCCGAAUUCUCGGCUCUCGAAGACUUUAAUCUGAUCACUCGCAAAGGGGUGUUCCCCUACGAGUACGUGGACAGCGUGGAGAGACUGAACGAUACGCGCUUGCCGCCGCGCGAAUCGUUCCACAGCUCGCUGACGGGCGAUACGGUGUCCGAGAGCGAUUACGCGCACGCCGAGAACGUGUGGCAGCGGUUCGCCGUGCGAACGCUCGGCGAGUACAGUGAUCUCUACCUAAAAACUGACGUCCUGUUGUUGGCCGAUGUGUUUGAGAACUUUCGAGACAGUUGCGUCGCGAGCUACGGACUCGAUCCCGCGCACUACUACACCCUGCCCGGUUUCACGUGGGACGCGAUGCUCAAGCACACGCGCGUGAAGUUCGAGCUGCUCACGGACAUAGACAUGGUGAUGUUCGUCGAGCGCGGUAUACGCGGCGGUCUCAGCCAGUGUUCCGGCAGAUACGCGCGGGCCAAUAACAAGUACAUGAGGUCGUACGACCCGUCGGAACCGUCGUCGUACCUCGUGUAUUACGACGUGAACAACCUGUACGGCUGGGCGAUGUGCCAACCGUUACCCUACGGUGACUUUCAAUGGGUCGACGACGCGCACAAUUUUGACUUUACUACCGUCGCGCUCGAUUCACCCACCGGGUACAUCCUCGAGGUGGACUUGGAGUAUCCGCAACAUCUUCACGACGCGCACGCCGACCUGCCGUUCUGCCCGACGCGAGAGAAACCGCCCGGCAAGCGGGACGACAAGCUUCUCGCGACGGUAAGCGACAAGCAGCGGUACGUCGUCCACUACCGCAACCUCCAACAGUGCACGCGUCACGGUCUUCGCGUAACGAAGAUCCAUCGAGUGUUGCGAUUCGCGCAAUCCGCCUGGCUCCGCGACUACAUCGAAUUGAACACGCAGUUUCGAACGCGCGCGAAAAACGAUUUCGAGAAAAACUUGUACAAACUGAUGAACAACGCGGUGUUCGGCAAGACGAUGGAGAACGUGCGCGAACGCGUCGACGUUAAACUGGUGACGGCGUGGGAAGGACGAUACGGCGCUGAGGCGUUGAUCGCGAAACCUAAUUUCCACAGCCGCAGCGUCUUCGCGGAGAACCUGAUAGCGGUCGAAUUGCGUAAACUCGAGGUGAAAUUCGACAAGCCUAUCUACGUGGGUAUGUGCAUCCUGGACAUUUCGAAAACGUGCCUGUACGAGUUUCACCACGACUACAUGACGCCGCUGUUUCGCGAUAGAUGCGAGAUCAUGUACACCGACACGGACAGUCUGAUCUACCGUGUAGAGUGCGACGACGUGUACGAAACCAUGAAACGCGACAUAGACAGAUUCGACACGAGCGACUAUCCCGCGAACAACGCGUACGGUAUGCCCCUCGCGAACAAGAAGGUGCCCGGUCUCAUGAAGGACGAGAACAACGGCGCCAUCAUGACCGAGUUCGUCGGGCUCAGAGCGAAGAUGUACGCUCUGCGCGUCGACGGAAAGAGGGACACGAAGAAGGCGAAGGGGGUGAAGAGCAGCGUCGUAGCGCGAACGAUAUCGUUCGAGGAUUACACCCGGUGCCUGAAGGAUGACAUCGAAAUGACGCGCAGGCAGGCGUGCAUACGAUCCAAGUUACACCGGGUGUACACGGUGUCGGAGAAGAAGAUCGCUCUGAGUCCGUACGACGACAAACGAUACGUCGUACCGGAAUCGACGAACACCUUACCGUGGGGGCAUUACCGGAUAGUGUAG
Messenger RNA from Cyphomyrmex costatus, 4080 nucleotides. RefSeq lists its product as uncharacterized. Gene Ontology annotation, biological process: DNA replication. NCBI's taxonomy places the organism in Eukaryota, Metazoa, Arthropoda, Insecta, Hymenoptera, Formicidae. The transcript has 4 exons. Gene Ontology annotation, molecular function: nucleotide binding; DNA-directed DNA polymerase activity; DNA binding. The record is from RefSeq and is a predicted model, not a curated record. The coding region runs from base 1 to 4080 and encodes 1359 amino acids.